AUGGGCGAUUCGCGAAUUCAGACCCAUGAUAGCAGCGAGUACAAGCAGCAGCUAAUAUCCCUCAAAAACUCGACGAACUCGUUUUUUGUCUUUGUUAAUGAUUGGCGACUGGCAAUUGCCUCCUCUGAUCCAGACAGACAGUCACCCUCGACCGUCAUAAUUGGGAAGCAAGUCGGAAAUUUUGUCAAGGCAUACGAUACCGGAAUCGACGCUGCUCAGACGGGGCAUGCUGUUGCCCAGGAAGGGAUUGGUUUAGUCGAAAAAAUCCACCUGGCAAGCGAGGACGACAUCGCUAAAUACCUCGAGCAGAUGAAGAGCUGUGCAUCCACGGGAGCGAAGGAGGCAGAAGAAACAGCUCGGGAAUUUCGAAACGUGCAAAGAGGGAUCAAAGAUGCUAUCAAGGCAAACAAAGGUGUCGACAGGCUAAAUGGGUUGGAAAACAACUUUGACACCGUUCUGCAUAACCUGGAAGAGUGUAUCAACAUGUUUAAGCGCUGGUGGACCAAAACCGGCAUGGUGCAGAAUCAUCAAGAUGAGAAACUCGGCGAGAUCACCUAUCUCAAUGCCAGGGAAAAAAUCCCCACUACUAUGCCGACAUGGCUCGAGCUCCGGGACGCUUACGAGGACUAUGUAAACAAGAUGAAUUAUGUGAGAGACGCAAAUGCGGAAGCGUUUUCGUAUGCCCUCACUUUUGUCCCUAAGGACUGGCUGGAGUCUAGGUCGGUAACUAGGGCCCUUUCAAUCGAUUAUAAUCCGGCGAAGGUAAACGUCGUGCCAGCAAACGUGGAGAAGAAUGCAACGAGUCAACCAGCCGCUACUGCCACUAUUCCAAUCACGCAAUCUACCCCUUCACGGCAGACACCACCAAGCGAGGCUGGAUACAUCAAGACCUGCAUGAGCGAAAUCGGAUAUGCCGUCCACUCCACAGACCAACCUCCAACUUAUCUCCAAUCAACUUCGCUCCAGUCUCCAAAACCCUGGCACCCUAAGCUAACACCGUAUAGGCUCGCGGUACUUGUCACUACAGUUGGAUUUGGAACCGCGAAGGCGAUUGCGACACAGAACGGAGGUGCUAUAGUCUCCACCACAUUGGAAUGGGUCGCUGGGACUCUUCUCUCGGUAAUUGCUUAUGACUCGCGAGAGGAUGUACCAUCUUACUUGACGUGGCUAUUCAAGCCAGACUGCAUGGAUUUCGUCUGGAAAUUCUUUGCUUUAUUCUCAAUAAAUCGCCCUGAAUAUGUCUCCGAUGAGGCGCCUGGAGAAUUAAACGCUUAUAUGCGCUCGUCAAACCCUGAUGUUACUCCCUAUCGUAUCCUUGUUUGCAGUGCGGUUACUGCGUUUGGACUGUCGAAGGCUAUGCUAGGAUACGCAAACCAAUCGACUGCGGCGACAUGGACAGACUGGACUAUAGCCGUGCCAGUGACUACAGUGCUAUACAUCUUGGGGCUUUAUGAGUAUAACUCAUCAAAUAUUUUCCCGGGAUUUUUUAAUAGAGACCAGUCAGAAAUUCUACAUUCAGGUAUAGCGCUUGCAUCGGCCUGGGUUGCGCUGUGGACGUACAUUCUCUAUCAGUUCACGUUCGAUCCCCAAUGGAAGUUCGGAUCUCUACCAGAGGACAGAAGCCAUUUGACGAUGGAAGCGUACUUCGAGGCAUGGCAGGCCGCAAGCUUCAAGAUCUGGCUACAAGAAUGCUUCUUUGCCGCAAUAGCUCUUGGGGUCUUUGUUCUAUUCCCACUCUUGACCCCUGCGGCGAACAGUGUCAUGAUGUCAGUCGUUCUGCGGAAGAUUUUACGUGUUGUUCGGAGCUUUAUUCUGAGGCUUAUCGUAGACUAUACUCAAAAUUUUAAUCUGGCCGUUCUCCAAUCAGUGGAGACAAGGACAGAGAAGGCGAUGGCGACAGCCCAACUUUCACCAAAUACCCCACUACCGACACAGUCGAAAAAGGGGGUAUUCGCGCCAGGAAACUAUUCUCGGCGAGCAUCGUCCAGCAACGGGUCUUUGAACUCGGGCUUGACACCCCCACAAGGCAUUGGCUAUUCUCCGGGCACACCCACAAACAACACUACACCAACCAGCCCUGCAGGUUCAGGCAUUCCUGCUUUCCGCACCCUACGCUCUCUACUACCUUUUGGACCGAACAAACAUGCCACUGCAUCACCCAAUAACUCUAAGAGCCCUUUCGCGAACUUUGGUUCGGUUAGGAGGUCUAUGACCCGAGAACGAAAAUCGUCGCUUUCAAAUGAUGUUGGAGCCACUGUUAUUGCUAUUGAUAGGGCGAAUGGACCUGUUGCGGAUGAAGGGGCCAUUCGGAGGUCGGCUUCACUGUCGCGUCUCGAAAAGCCACUUCCUCGUGAACCGGCAUUUCGUGAGGAAAAUGUCCUUUCAAACGGAGACGGAACACUGCGUUCAGCGUUCACUUUGCGGACUCCUUCUCCUGGACCCCCUUUGACAGCUGAACUCUCAACCAUCAUGGAGGCGGACAGUUCAGGGGUGUCGAAAAUUGCUCAAUCAAGGCCGUCUUCGCCCAGCCGACACUUCCUACAUCCACACAGUAACCACGGUUCUCUGUCUGUUAGGGCAGGCCAGCGGCAUCUUCAACACUCUGACUCGGUCGAAUUUGAUACGUCUGCCCUAAACUUAUCUGCGACGGACGUGGAAAAUCAAGUUCGCGAUGCCUUGAGGAAGAGUGCUUCGUCAUCACGUUCUGGACAGGAAUGGCUGAAGGCAGACAAAGCCGUGGUUGUUAUCGAUGCUGAUGAACACCCUGAGGCAGCAAAUCAGACAUUCAACCCUGAUACAGUCGAUGCUGAUCUCUUGGCCCUUUUGAGCCCAUAUUCCGCAUCCAAGAAUUCCUCAUCAAAAUCACUGAGCCACACCCCUGACCACCGUCGAAGACCAUCUUUAUCGCCAACUACACCUACCUUUCCUCCAUCGCCGGGUUCUCGCCAUUCCAGAGCUCAGCAGUCGGCUUCCUUGUUGCCCAAACUACGUUCAUCGCCUUCCCCCUCCCCCACCUCUCCAUGGUUUCCUUCACUUUCUCCCGCUACGCCGUCAGGGAAAAAUGCAACCAGCACAACGCCGAAAGUGACCCCCGAAAAAAUAAACACCAAUGUACCCAAACCUACCAUCACUGCACAUGAUACACCACCUGCAUCCCCCUCUCCCUCCUUAAGCUCCGCUCCUACUUCAACACCUGCUCCUCGCCGAACACUGCCGCCACCUCGCUCACCCAGCAUGUUUAGCCAACCUUCAUUGCGAGCAACAAAUCUUUUUGGCAAUCGAAAUCGCAGUACAGAAGAUAAAACGCCACAAGGAAAGGAAACUCCCGUUACCUCCCGUCUAGCGACGCGAACGCUUAGACAAGUCAUGCUCGGAAGUGGUGGCAGCGGCCGCUCCAAGGACAGUCCAUCCAGUACUGGUGAUUCGUCAUCGCCAUUACAACAGGUGGUGACACCGCCGAGCCGUGGGUCGCUGGACUCUCGACGUCCGCUUCCUGGUCCUUCGUUAGGACGAGAAAUCGGGCUUGGACGUCCUUCAUUAGACAGGCGCCGAACUUCGCUUGAAGGCAGGACACGACCUCACAUUUCGCGCAGGUCCGCGUCCCCUGAACACCCUGAACGGAGGAUGACAGAAGCUGAGAUAUCACCAUCAAGAGAAACCGAAGAUCGUCCGUUUGAAGUUGCCGGUUCGCGGGUAAAGGGCGACUCGACACAUCUACCUAGCUCUGUACAACGUUUGCGAGAACGCGAAAGGGAGAGAGAAAGGGAAAGAGAACGGACACCCUCUCUGAGAGUCACGGGUAGCUCAGGAGAUACUGCACUGUCCAUUCCUCGCGUCACUGGGGUCCCUCCGCGUGCAAGGAAGCGUAGCAUGAGCGUUCAAGAACAGUUGAAUGAAGGGCGAUAUGUCAAUACGAUGAUGACGGAUAACAGUGCUUAUGGUUCAUGGAUAUCUCGGCCUGGAAGUAGCGCGUCCGCUCAUACAAGCCCGAAGAUGUUUCGCGAUGAUGAUGGGGUUGAAAGCAGAUACGAGAGACCAGCGAGCAGUGGGAGCGGGGCGGGUCCGAAGAUGGAGUGGUUGGGACCGAGAACGGCAAAGGCUUUCAAGGCUGCAGGACUCCUCGACUUCGAACGCGACCGCAGCAAGGAGAAGGAGAAGUCUGGAGGAGAAAGCAGUUUCGGUCGCUUACGCGACAGAACUCGAAGCAACAGCGUAAGUGUUGCACCCUCACCCUCACCCCUCUCUAGUAGCGCCAGGUACAAUGGCGCUCGAAGCGCAUCCGAAUACAAUUACAACCCUGGCCACAGCCGUGCUCAAUCCCGCAUGGCGUACUCUGAAGUCGGUGGUGUUACUUCAGGACGUAGAGGCAGCGAGUCCUUUGGAGGAAGCAGUUAUGGUGGCGGAUCAUCACCAUAUAACCAUCAAGGGCUCAUGGAGAGUCCAACGUUCACUGUAUCAAGCUCCAGCAGAGACCGGGAUACACCCAAGUCGGUGUCGACGGCGCCAACUAGUCUUGCAGAGUCGUUUGGGUACCUCGGGCGUGAUAGGGACAGGUUGGAUCGGGAGAGGGAGAGGGAGCGUGAGGAAGUUCGAGACUUGAAGGAGAAGCAUGGAACGGAAAUGGCGGCCUUGUUGAAUGCUCUAUCCGACAGUCAACGGACGGUGCGCCUACUUCGGGAAGAGAAUUCACAACUUCGGGAUCGUCUUGAGCAUGCCUCGGUCCUUGUACAGCAAAAUAAUGACCUCCGCCAUGCGUUCGAUUCUGUUGAGAGGGAGUGUGCUGCGCUGCGGAGAGAAUUGGCGGCCCUCAGGGCUAUCAAAGUGCCUGGUCUUUCUCCGAGCUGGAGUGGAAGCAGCAUUGGCACAACCAGCGGGUUCAGGACCCCCAUUCCAAAAACCGGCAACAGCAGCCCUCUCGCAAUGGAUUCUACGCCCAGCUUCAUCCGUCAAGACGAAGAGCAAGAACCAGAAGACGACCAAGAGGAUGCUUAUAACAAUACUGUCAUCAUUCAUCACAGCAUUGAUAACCAACCUGAAUGCGCAACCCCUGAGUUCGAACCUAAUGCGGACGAUACAGCUGGCGACUUUUUACCCCCAACUUCGACGCCUUCUAUCAAAAGGCGGCGAAGUGAUACCUCUUCAAUCUUCCCAAUACCACCUUCUAAUAUGACCAUGCUUUUGCACGACGAUACGAACUAUAGCAUGGACAGUAGGAGCAUUGUUGACCAGUCGCAAUAUGCUUUUGCGCCCGCGAACUCCCAGCAAAUGCAAAGAUCCAUGGCCACCCCUCGGGCAAUACCACGCCCACGGGGAAGCGGAACUAAUGCCCUUGCAACAUCUCAGUCGUCGUCCUAUUCUGGGCCUGGACACGUGAAUAACAAGUCUAUCACGUCUACGACGAGCAUAUCUCCCACUAUAGCCAACUUUUCCAUGGUCACCGGAAGCCCAGGGAGCUUGUUUUUAAGACCGGAGCACGAAAUUCUGCUGGGUGACAUGGAGUCUCUCGAUCUAGGUGUGCCUUCAGGGCCUGAGAGUGAACCCGGUCGAGCGUCGGGUGAUGAUGCCUGGUGA
Molecule: messenger RNA, 5571 nt
Organism: Psilocybe cubensis
Lineage: Eukaryota; Fungi; Basidiomycota; Agaricomycetes; Agaricales; Agrocybaceae
Exons: 11
Coding region: 1-5571 (1856 amino acids)
Source: RefSeq, a predicted model, not a curated record